Molecule: messenger RNA, 1170 nt
Organism: Camellia sinensis
Lineage: Eukaryota; Viridiplantae; Streptophyta; Magnoliopsida; Ericales; Theaceae
Source: RefSeq, a predicted model, not a curated record
AUGGGUUGCAAGAAGGCAGUUGCUGAUGAUCUUCUGGCCGACAUCCCGAAUGUUGUCGCCGUCCAAUCUUUAUCUUCCCAAUCUCAACCCAAACCAAAACCAAAGAGGCUGAAGAAAGCCCAACCUAAGGCAAUGGUGACUCAGAUUGACACUGAGGAUACCUUGCAAAUUUCAAAACUAGCCGAGGGCGAGAAGACCUCCUCCGCCGCCGAGGCCCCCUCAAUCACAAUUGAGGACAAACCAGUCAGAGCUGGUGACAGCGCCGAUGAUAUCGAAGACGGUGUUGUCCUCUCUAUUGCCUUGCUCCUUCCCAAAGACCUUGACCGCAACGCCGAGGUCAGCGAAUAUGAAAAUUUCACUAUGAUGUUGCAUCACUCCGUAAAAGCGAUCCAGCACACCUACUCCUUCGCGAUACAAGCUUUUGACAUCAAGAAAGAGUUGGUCAACAAGGCCAAAGAGGCUGCAAACUUACUGAAAAGUAUUAAUAAGGCCGAGGCCAAGAUGAAGACUUUGAUGGAUCAAGCCAAGGCAGCAAAACAAGCCCAAGAAGAGGCCGAUGAGAGGGUGGGCGCUGCUGAGGCCAUUGCUAAGGUGCAUGAGACCGAGAAAAAAGAGGCCGACGCAAAGACUACCAAAGCCCAAGUCGAGGUCAUUGCAGCCUUGGCCACAAAGGACGCCGAGAUCAAGGUAGCGGAUGAGAAAACAUGCGUCGAGGGGGUAGCCGACGUCCGUGAGGACUACAAGAAGCAAGUGAAACAGGCAUGCAACAAGGGUUUCACCCUUGGUUGGAUGGCCGCUUUAAAGGAGUUGGCUAUCCCCGAGGACUCCCCUCUUAAAGAUGGUAGCCGACUCGUCCUGCCAUUCCCCUUUACUCUAAGCCAAUCUGAGGACGAGGCUGAGUCCGAGGAGGAAGCUGAGGCCGAUAAGUCUGAGAAGGCUGAAGAAGCUGGGGCCAAGUCCCCAACUAUGAAUGAGCAAGUCUUAGACUUGACUUUGGAUGAGGAUGGUGAGGUCUCCAAAGGUGCCUCAUCCCAGAGGACAACAUUCGAGGUGCCAAUCGUCGAAAGGGGCAUUGAUCAAUCUCUUCGAGAGAUCGACGUUGAACUCGAGGCUGAGAAGGCCGCCGAGGAAAUUGUUGUCUUCUGGGGCCGAGAAACGGCCCGUUACUGA